This is a messenger RNA of Pelodiscus sinensis (Chinese soft-shelled turtle), 3918 nucleotides long. It is a transcript of the gene CACYBP, whose product is annotated as calcyclin binding protein. Gene Ontology annotation, cellular component: nucleus. Gene Ontology annotation, molecular function: S100 protein binding; ubiquitin protein ligase binding; protein dimerization activity. The record is from RefSeq and is a predicted model, not a curated record. NCBI's taxonomy places the organism in Eukaryota, Metazoa, Chordata, Testudines, Trionychidae. Gene Ontology annotation, biological process: heart development.
GCUUUUUCCGGAAAAAGUGGCCAGUCUAGAUACAGCCGAGUAGUUGUAGCUGAUAGGAAUGUGUGGACUCCUGCUACUAUAGCGCUUUACAGUUGCACUUAAACCUUUCCAUUCAUUUCCUGACUGGGGGGGAGGGGGGAUUACUGGCAUAACUAUGCUUGUCUAAUUGUACUUAAUUUGUUGUUGGCCCUAGACUGAAUAAGAGACAUGGUGGGAGGAGGAGGAUCCUAGGAAGCAAGAGAUCUUGGGAUUCCUAAUUUUGGAAGGAGGAUCUGCCAGACAGACAACAAAGCAGGAUUCCUCCCUAAAGGCAGAAUCUAAGUUAAAGUUCUCUGUACCUGUAUGAAGCAAAAAACAGGCAGGAAAGGCUGCUGUGCAUAAGUCUGCAACAGAAACAUCACUGAGGUAAUCAGUAGAGCCCUGCUUCUCCUUGUCUCAGACCGAAUAAGCCUGGAGAUUGUUAAUAUUCAAGUCAGCCAGGCCAUAGCAAUCUGAAAUGCAGUCAGCCAUUUAAAGAUGGUCCUCCUAAUGAUGAAAUUGGCUGGAGAAAGACUUGGAAGAGGUGAAAGAGCUAAUGAAAAAAGCCACUAGGAAAAGAGUUUAUGAUAUCUUGAUAGCAGAAAAAUACAAGCUAGAGAUGGAAAUCAAGAAUCUGCCAGCAAUCAAGAUAAAAGAAGAGGCUAUGGAGGAAGAGAAACCGCCAACUGUGGGAUACACAGUGAAAAUCAACAGCUAUGGUUGGGAUCAGUCAGAUAAGUUUGUGAAGAUUUACAUCACGUUAAAUGGAGUGCAGCAGCUUCCGGCUGAGAAUGUGCAGGUCCACUUUACGGAGAGGUCAUUUGAUCUUCUAGUGAAGAAUCUGAAUGGGAAGAAUUACUCUAUGACCUUCAAUAACCUUUUGAAACCCAUCUCUGUGGAAGGCAGCUCAAGGAAGAUCAAGACGGAUAUGAUCCUUGUGUUGUGUAAGAAGAAACAGGAUGAAAAGUGGGAUUGUCUGACUCAGGUGGAAAAAGAGAGCAAGGAAAAAGAUGGUUGCGUAGUUAAGAUGGAGCGAUCAAAAAGGAGUGCUGCCUGGAAUCAUUUCACAAAAAUAAGUGAAGACGCUGUUAGAUGUAAACUGUGUUCUGGAGAGCUGAAAUAUGCAAAGAGUACCGGAUCAAUGCUCAACCAUUUGAAGCUGAAACAUCCAUUUCUUUCAUGUGACACAGAAAGCAGAAAUCAAGCAGCGCUGACAGCGUUUAUUUCUGGCAAUUCAAGAAAAUGUACCGCAGAACGCGAGGAACAACUAACAGAAUUGUUGUGCACCAUGAUCACUACAGACAUGCUACCUGUGAGUGUCAUUGAGGGUUCAGGUUUUCGUGCACUGAUGAAUUUCGUAGAACCAGAAUACAAUGUGCCUGUGAGACAGACAAUAACUUUGCGAUUAGAAAAGUGCUAUGAAGCCUGCGUGAAGUCUCUCCGUCAAAAAUUGGACAAAGCUGUUCAAGUAGCUUUCACCACUGACUGCUGGACGGCAUUAACUACAGAAAGCUACAUGACUAUCACUUGUCAUUACAUUGAAAAUUGGGAGCUUCGAUCCUCAGUUCUGCAAACGGAAAGUCUCGCAGAACGACAUACAGCAGAAAACCUUGCUGCAAAAUUAAAUACUGCAGUGGACAGAUGGGGACUGGCAGGCCGUGUCCUGGCGUGCGUACAUGACAAUGCAAGCAACAUUGUGCUUGCCAACACACCAAGGUAUGUUGCAUGGGAAUCCAUCAGUUGUUUUGCUCAUACCUUGCAGCUAGCCAUAAGUGAUGGAUUCUCUGUCAGUCGUGUGGAAUGUGCUGUUACAGCUGCUCGUAAACUGGUUGCACACUUCCACCACAGCCCCGUGGCCACAAAAGCACUGGAAAGAAAACAAAUUCAGCUUCAGGUUCAUCAACACAGUCUGAUCCAGUCCUCUAAAACUUGCUGGAAUUCCGUAUAUGACAUGUUCGAAAGACUCAGUGAGCAAAGGUGGGCUAUAACAGCUGUGCUUUCAGAUAGCAACGUAACAAAACAGUCUGAUGCCCGAAUGCUUCAGCUGCAAGAUGAGCACUGGCAAUUAAUAGAGGAUCUCUUACCGGUGCUUUCUACUUUAAAGUGCGCAACAACUGUCAUGUCUGCUGAACAGUCAGCUUUAAUUUCCAAUAUUUAUCCAAUUUGCAACAGUCUUCUCCAAACUCACCUCAAAAGCGAAGCUUCUGCUGAAAACGCAACUGUCACUGCCUUCAAGAGUGCUGUUAGUUGUUCUCUGGAGCGCCACAUGACACCCAGUGAUCCUGAAAUAACUGGCAAACCAGCACUUAUUGCCUCCUUGUUAGAUCCACGCCAUAAACACCUGCGGUUUCUUUCACCGGUUGUCCAGGUUGCUGCUAAGGCAAAGCUUCUAGAGCUUGCAUCCAGAUUAGAAAUAGAAGAACUUCCAAGUGCUGGAGCUGAACUGCGAGGUGCCGAGCCAGAUGAGCUGGAAGAGCCACCACUGAAGAAAAAGACGAGUGCCAUAGUGAUGCUUCUAGGUGAAGGUUACACGGAAAAGGAGAAUGAGGACGCUGUGGAAAAAGAACUGGAAGAUUACUUCAGGGAGCCUUGCCUUUCCUUGGAAAGCAGUCCACUGGAGUGGUGGAAGAUGAAUGGCCAGCGCUUUCCACGACUUGCGAAACUGGCAAACAGUUACCUGUGCAUUCCCGGAACAUCUGUGCCUGCAGAACGUGUGUUUUCUAACGCUGGCCUGACUGUUAAUCGGCUCCGCUCCAGACUGACACCAGAGCAUGUCAACAUGUUAAUUUUUCUUAACAAAAAUAAGCAGUAGAAUUGAAAGAGUAAUCUGACGUGUUGGGCUUUGGACAGCUCAGGGAUACAAUGAGCAAAGUUUAAAAAGUUAGUUUAAUUUUCACACACAAGGCUGGGCUGUUUUUCUUGUUAAUAAAGGCAUUUGAAUACAUAGGUGUGGCUGAUUCAUUGUGAGCCCUUGGCACUGGAACAUCUGUAGUGCAGGUGCAAACACGGCCAAGCUGAAAUGCCAGGUACACCUGGAAGGGAUCCGGGGCUAGCAGCAGGGACCAUAGUUCCCUGUCGAGAGCACGCUUGCGUACCCGUAGAAGAGGAAAGGAAAGGCCACGCGUCUAAUUGAUGGCAGGCAUGGCUUUGGUUCCACUAAUUAGGUGCCUUUGAGGACCCUAAAGAAGUGUGGAAAGUGAGCAGAGGUGGGGAAAAUUGAUGGGUCAGGUGGGGUUUGGGAUGUCCCACUCCCAGCCAGGCUGCCUUGGACAGCCAGGGAAAUCCCUGCUGCAGCUGGCAGGCAGAGGAGCAUUCCACUCCAUGCAGCCCCAGCUGGCCUGGAAUUGUGAGCUUCAGCUGUACUGAGGCAGCAGGGAGAAGACAGUCUACCUCCAUUUCAGCCCACCUGGGCUUUGGGAACUGGGAGAAACUGAAAGUCUGAGCUCCAGCUGCACUGGGCAGCAGGAAGAGGGGGGGGAUUCCCUUUAAGCCCCAGCAGGGCUAGGAGGAGACAGACAAAUUCUGGCUGGAGAAGAACUCCAGUAACUGUUGGAUUUCUUUAAAAAAUAAGUCUUGUAUUUUUAACCUGUCAAGUCUGACUGAGCCUGGCUGCACUGGCACUGACCAGGAGAGAUGCCUCCUCCCAAAUCAUUUCUAAAACUUAAUGGAAACCGCUUGGAUUCCAGACAAGUGAUUUCCAUUAGGUUUUACUAUUUGUUUGGGGACAGGCACUAGAUCACGUGUAGUUCCAGUUCUUCAGAGUAGCUCAGUGACUCAUAAGAAAGAAGCACUAGGUUUAGUGUUGUGCUUGCGGGAUGAAGACCUUAUUUGCAAGCUCUGGGAUGCAGGGAUAGAAUCAUAGGACUGGAAGGGACCUCGAGAGGUCAUCGAGUCCAGCCC